This is a messenger RNA of Schistocerca serialis cubense, 2488 nucleotides long. It is a transcript of the gene Cdc45, whose product is annotated as cell division control protein 45 homolog. The transcript has 14 exons. Gene Ontology annotation, biological process: mitotic DNA replication preinitiation complex assembly; double-strand break repair via break-induced replication; DNA replication initiation. Gene Ontology annotation, molecular function: single-stranded DNA binding; chromatin binding; DNA replication origin binding. Gene Ontology annotation, cellular component: DNA replication preinitiation complex. The record is from RefSeq and is a predicted model, not a curated record. NCBI's taxonomy places the organism in Eukaryota, Metazoa, Arthropoda, Insecta, Orthoptera, Acrididae. Bases 247 to 1956 code for a protein of 569 amino acids.
GUUAUUUGAAUUAGCGCCACUAUUGUGAACAUAUUCGAAUCAGCUGGGCCGAUAACUGUGUGUAUUUGUUUUGGAGUGAAAGUUGUAAUCGUGAUAAGUAAAUUUUAACAUGAAAGCUUAAUCCUGCAUAACACUAAGUGCAAUACUACUGAACCAGUCGUUUGUUUCUGGAAUCUGGCAAAUAAUCUCGUGUCGCCAGCUUCUGCGGUAUGACUGCCAAUGUCGGAGUGCCGUUGAGUUGAAAUAAUGUUUGUGAGUGAUAUAAAAAAGGACUUUUACGGUGAAUUAAUUGGAAAGAGAAUUUUGUUGCUCGUCAACCAUGACGUGGAUGCCAUAUGUGCAUGUAGGAUUUUGCAUUGCUUGUUAAGGGCCGACAGUGUUGUUUAUACACUUGUCCCAAUUGAAGGAAUAAAAGAUUUGGAAACGGCCUACAAAGAAAAUUCUGAUCAGGUAAAAUGUGUUGUGCUCAUAAAUUGUGGUGGUAACAUUGAUAUAGUUGAAGCAUUACAACCUGAAGAAGAUGUAAAGUUCUUCAUACUUGACAGUCAUCGACCAUUUGAUGUUUGCAAUGUCUAUAAUAAUACUCAGGUGUUUUUGGUGUCAAAUGAAGAAGAUGGAAUUCCGGAAUUUGAUCAAAUUUUUAGGGAUGAUGAGUCAGAAGAAGAAAAUGAAGAGAGUGAAGGCUCUGGAGAGGAGGAAUCCCGUCAGGCUAAACGCAGGCGUUUGGGGGAAGAAGCCAUCCUCAAAAGGAGAGAACGCAGGUUAUGGGAAGAAAAUAGAAACCGAAUCAUGUUUGAGUAUACACAGUUCAGUUACUAUGGUCGUUCCAGUGCUGUGGAAAUGUUUGAAUUAGCGUGGAAACUUUCAAAGGACGACAAUGAAAUGUUGUGGUGGUGUAUUGUUGGUGUGACAGAACAACUGCUUAUGGGUAAAAUUGAAAAUCAGCAAUAUGUAUUGGAGACAGGAAAUCUGCAAAAUCAUGUUGCCAGGCUGAGUCAGCACCAAAAUAUGCCAGAUGAUGAUUUUGGUAAUGAUGAGAUCCAAAGGCUUUGUCCAAAACUGAAAAUCACAUACACCAAAGAUCUUCUUUUGGCAUUGUAUCGCCACUGGACAGUGGAAAGUAGCUUGCGGUAUUCUGUUUACCCCUCUUGUAAACUCAGACUCUGGACACUGAAGGGUGAAAAGAAGAUGAACGAGUUGCUGGUUGAGAUGGGAUUACCUUUAGCUCAAAGUCGACAAAAAUUCAGUUCAAUGGACUUGGACCUUCGUCAAGAAUUCCAUUCAAAGAUGGAGAAGAUGGGUGAGAAAUAUGAAAUGGAUGGCAUUGUUUAUGCGUCAUUUACACUGCAGCACGGCUUCCGUGGCAGAUAUUGUGCAGCUGAUGUUGUUUAUGCUAUGUUGGCAUUGUUGGAGCAUACGGGAAAGGAUCGGUUGCCUGCUGACUGCUUCAUGGAUGCAUUAGAUUGCCUCUCAAGAAACAAGAGAGAUGUACUGGAGGAUGGAAUAGAGAAGGCAAAAAAGUUAUUAAUGUGUAUUUUCAGGCAUGUUCAAUCUAUGCUUGAAAUGCGAUUGGUAAUAUCAGCAGGUCCAUUUCUGUACAUGGUUCUUCAAGAGGGCUCUAUAGAUGUGAAGAUGUUUUCUCGUCCUCACAGUCUUGCAUUGCUAGCACAGUUUGCACUGCAGGCUUAUGUAGCUGUUUCCCGCAACAAGAAAGCUCAUGGCCUACCCAUGGUUGCCUCAGCCCCUCUUGAUCCAUCAGAAGGGACAUGUCUUGUUGUUGGUGUUCCUCCGGUUUCAGAGGAUUCACCUAAGAACUUCUUUGGGAAGGCAUUUGAACAAGCUGCAAUCAAAAUACGGGCUCGAAUGACUAUGGAUUGCUUUGACACAUCAAUUGUUCAGUUGAAGACAGAUGACCGAGCAAAGUUCUUUGAUGCACUGACUACUCUCCUCAGCUGAAUCUUCAUGUAUCUUUGUUUUACUCUGUACACAACAGACAAUUACAGUGCCUUGUCUGAAGCAGUCUUUCACAUGUUAGUACCUCUACACAAGUGCUAGCAUGGUUGGCAAAAAUGACGAAAAAUCUCUUCAUACUCCGUUACGUGUUCUUUCAAAAACAAGCUUUAAAUAUCAAUUAUAGUAUAAUGAAUAGUGCCUUUUAAGGUAUGUGUGAAUGGUUUGCCUGUUAAUAUGAAUAGUGCCUUUUAAGGUAUAUGUGAAUGGUUUAACAGUUAAUAUUGUGUGUGUGUGUGUGUGUGUGUGUGUGUGUGUGUGUGUGUGUGUGUGUGAUUUGGAGUGUACAAUUAGAUUUACAACUUCCUGUGUAUUUAAUGCUUAGCUGUUAUGGGAUCUUGGUAGUGACAUUACCUGAUAGUAAAAUUAUUUUAUGAGCAGUCAAUUCUUCUACGUGAUAUUGACAUUUUGUAUAAAUUUUCAUAUACUUCAAUAUAAUGGAAGGAAACAUUCCACGUGGGAAAAAUUAUAUAUAAAA